This is a messenger RNA of Ctenopharyngodon idella (grass carp), 5436 nucleotides long. RefSeq names its product NACHT, LRR and PYD domains-containing protein 12-like. The transcript is spliced from 17 exons. Gene Ontology annotation, molecular function: protein binding. The coding region runs from base 202 to 5364 and encodes 1720 amino acids. The record is from RefSeq and is a predicted model, not a curated record. Lineage: Eukaryota; Metazoa; Chordata; Actinopteri; Cypriniformes; Xenocyprididae.
AAAAGUACUAAUUUCUUUUUUUUUUUAAGUGGCACGUCUAGUUUCUAGUCCAGUGUAGCUGCAGUAGAGAGCACGUGGCCCAACGGUAUCAAGUUCAGUCCAGUUUGGGGCGGGGCUUGAUGUUCCUGACUGCUUCAGUGAAGUGAAACCGAAAGCAGUCGAAUCAGAAUAGACGCCAUUUCAGAGAAUUCAAGAUCAGUAAUGCCUUCACAUGUCACGCAGGAAGAGAAGCAGAAACCUGCCUGUAAAAUGAGUGUGAAUGAGGAGAGAGAGGAGGAGGCUUCUGUUCACACUCAGAGAGCAGCAUCUCCAGGAUUCAGCUGUGUGUCCAUGAAGAGUAACCACUCCAUGAUUAUUCCCCCUGAUCUCACUGAUGGACCAUCUCCAGGAUUCAGCUGUGUGUCCAUGAAGAGUAGCCACUCCAUGAUUAUUCCCCCUGAUCUCAGUGGUGGACAAUCUUCAGGAUUCAGCUGUGUGUCCAUGAAGAGUAACCACUCCAUGAUUAUUCCCCCUGAUCUCACUGAUGGACCAUCUCCAGGAUUCAGCUGUGUGUCCAUGAAGAGUAGCCACUCCAUGAUUAUUCCCCCUGAUCUCAGUGGUGGACAAUCUUCAGGAUUCAGCUGUGUGUCCAUGAAGAGUAACCACUCCAUGAUUAUUCCCCCUGAUCUCACUGAUAGACCAUCUCCAGGAUUCAGCUGUGUGUCCAUGAAGAGUAACCACUCCAUGAUUAUUCCCCCUGAUCUCAAUGAUGGACCAUUUCCAGGAUUCAGCUGUGGAUUUGAACCACAUAAAUUCAGUGAUGGAGCUGCUGUGACCUCUGACUUUGUGAAGAGAAAGAGAGCAGCAUCUCCAGUAUCCAGAUCUGUGUCUAUGAAGAGUAACAGACCCAUGCAUCAUCCCGUUGAUCUCAGAAAUGAAGCCGUGCCCUUUGACCAUGUUGGUGGGAGAGCUGACCAGAUCAGAUAUGUGUCCUGUCAGACCUUCACGACCUCCUCCUGUCAGAAACACAUCAGUCAUCAUGACACAGAAGCAGCCCUGCAGCUUGAUUCUCACCAACCAGUGCACAAUGAUCUUCAGAGAGUCAAAAACCUGCACAAAACCAGCAUGAAGAACAGAUAUGAGAGUGUAUUUGAGGGAAUCAAACUACAAGAGAAUCAGACCCUCCUGAACAGGAUUUACACACAGCUGUACAUCAUAGAGGGAGAGAGUGAAGGAGUGAAUGAAGAACAUGAGGUGCUACAGAUGGAGAAAAGUUACAAGACACUCCAAGACACUCCAAUCAACUGUAAUGACAUCUUUGAUCCUUCACCUGAAACAGGAUAUGAGGAGAAGAGAAGAGAGAAGAAAGACAAAAUGAAGACUGUUCUUACUAAAGGCAUCGCUGGAAUUGGAAAAACCGUCUCUGUGCAGAAGUUCAUUCUGGACUGGGCCGAGGGAAAAGCCAAUCAGGAUGUAGAUUUCAUGUUUGUGCUUCCAUUUAGAGAGCUGAACUUGAUUAAAGAUCAUCAGUGCAGUCUUUACAGACUUCUGCUGGACUUUCAUCCUGAACUUCAACAUCUGGACUCAAAGAUGUAUGAUGAAUGUACAGUUGUGUUCAUCUUUGAUGGUCUGGAUGAAAGCAGAAUUAAACUGUUUUCAGGCAGUGAGAAAGUUUCUGAUGUGACUGAGACUUCAUCUGUGGGUGUGUUGAUGUCAAACCUCAUGAAAGGAGAUCUGCUUCCCUCUGCUCUCAUCUGGAUCACCACCAGACCAGCAGCAGCCAAUCAGAUCCCCUCAAAAUACAUCAACCGUGUGACAGAAAUUCAGGGAUUCAAUGACCCUCAGAAGGAGGAAUAUUUCAGGAAGAGAAUCAGUGAUGAGCAUCAAGCCAGCAGAAUCAUCUCACACAUCAGAAGAGCAAGAAGCCUCCACAUCAUGUGCCACAUACCCGUCUUCUGCUGGAUCUCAGCCACUGUGCUUCAAAACAUCCUGAAACAAGAUCUCAGUGCAGAAAUCCCUCAAACUCUGACUGAAAUGUACAUACACUUCCUGCUCAUUCAAAUAAAUAUGAGGAACCAGAAGUAUGAAGAGAGAGAUCCAGAGAAACUCCUGCAGUCCAACAGAGACGUGAUCAUGAAACUUGCUGAACUGGCUUUCAAUCAGCUGAUGAAGGGCAAUGUGAUGUUCUAUGAGGAGGACUUGAGAGAGAGCGGCAUAGACAUCACUGACGCCUCAGUGUAUUCUGGGAUUUGCACUGAGAUCUUCAGGGAGGAAUCUGUGAUUUAUCACAGGAAGGUUUACAGCUUUGUACAUCUGAGCUUUCAGGAGUUUUUUGCAGCACUGUAUGUGUUUUUCUGCUAUUUACACAAAAACCGUGAAGUUCUGAAAAUGUUCCUGACAGAAAAGUCCAGAACUCAGCGUGGGAAUGUUUCUCUGGAUGUGUUUCUGAAGAGAGCAAUGAAUAAAGCCUUGGAGAGUAAAAAUGGACAUCUGGAUCUUUUCCUUCGAUUCCUUCAUGGCAUCUCACUGGAGUCCAAUCAGAGAGUCUUACAGGAUGUGCUGAUUCACACAGUAAACAACCCAGAGAGCAUCAACAAAAUAAUCCAAAACCUCAAACGAGGUCAAAAAAACAAUGUCAGUCCUGAAAGAUGGAUGAAUCUGUCACACUGCUUGAUUGAGAUGAAGAAUAAUUCUGUUGUUGAAGAAAUGCAGGCAUUUUUAAAAUCUGAAACAAUAAGUCAAAGUCUUUCUCUUGCACAAUGUUCAACUUUGGCAAACAUGAUCCUGAUGUCAGAGGAGGUGAUGGAUGAGUUUGACCUUAAAAAGUACAAAUUCAAAUCAAAAGAGGGAGGAUUAAGACUGUUACCUGCUGUGAGGAACUGCAGAAAAGCUCUAUUGGCAUACUGUAAUCUUACUGAUCAGCACUGUGAAAUUGUGGCUUCAGCUCUACAAUCAUCAAACUCCCCCCUGAGAGAGCUGGAUCUGAGUAACAAUGACCUGCAGGAUUCAGUGGUGAAGCUGCUUUGUGCUGGACUAAAUAGUCCAAACUGUCAACUCAACAUACUGAGAUUAUCUGGCUGUAUGGUGUCAGAUAAAGGUUAUGCUGCUCUGGCAUCAGCUCUGAGUUCAAACCCUUCACACCUGAGAGAGCUGGAUCUGAGCUACAAUCACCCAGGAGAAUCAGCACUGAAGCCGCUCUCUGAUACAUUCAAACAUCUGGACAAACUCAAAUUGGCACACUGUAAACUCUCUGAUCAACACUGUGAAAUUGUGGCUUCAGCUCUACAAUCAUCAAACUCCAUGCUGAGAGAGCUGGACCUGAGUAAAAAUUACCUGCAGGAUUCAGUGGUGAAGCUGCUCUGUGCUGGACUAAAGAGUCCAAACUGUCAACUCAACAUACUGAGAUUGUCUGGCUGUAUGGUGUCAGAGGAAGGUUGUGCUGCUCUGGCAUCAGCUCUGAGUUCAAAAGCUUCACACCUGAGAGAGCUGGAUUUGAGCUACAAUCACCCAGGAGAAUCAGCACUGAAGCCGCUCUCUGAUACACUCAAACAUCUGGAAAAACUCAAAUUGGCAAGCUGUAAUCUCACUGAUCAACACUGUGAAAUUGUGGCUUCAGCUCUACAAUCAUCAAACUCCAUGCUGAGAGAGCUGGAUCUGACUAACAAUGACCUGCAGGAUUCAGGGGUAAAGCUACUCUGUGCUGGAUUAAAGAGUCCAAACUGUCAACUCAACAUACUGAGAUUAUCUUACUGUAUGGUGUCAGAGGAAGGUUGUGCUGCUCUGGCAUCAGCUCUGAGUUCAAACCCUUCACACCUGAAAGAGCUGGAUCUGAGCUACAAUCACCCAGGAGAAUCAGGAAAGAAGCUGCUCUCUGAUACACUCAAACAUCUGGACAAACUCAAAUUGGUAGGCUGUAAUCUUACAGAUCUGCACUGUGAAAUUGUGGCUUCAGCUCUACAAUCAUCAAACUCCCUGCUGAGAGAGCUGGACCUGAGUAAAAAUGACCUGCAGGAUUCAGCGGUGAAGCUGCUCUGUCCUGGACUAAAGAGUCCAAACUGUCAACUCAACAUACUGAGAUUAUCUGGCUGUAUGGUGUCAGAGGAAGGUUGUGCUGCUCUGGCAUCAGCUCUGAGUUCAAACCCUUCACACCUGAGAGAGCUGGACCUGAGCUACAAUCACCCAGGAGAAUCAGGAAAGAAGCUGCUCUCUGAUACACUCAAACAUCUGGACAAACUCAAAUUGUCUGGCUGUAUGGUGUCAGAGGAAGGUUGUGCUGCUCUGGCAUCAGCUCUGAGUUCAAACCCUUCACACCUGAGAGAGCUGGAUCUGAGCUACAAUCAUCCAGGAGAAUCAGCACUGAAGUUGCUCUCUGAUGCACUCAAACAUCUGGAAAAACUCAAAUUGGCAGGCUGUAAUCUUACUGAUCUGCACUUUGAAAUUGUGGCUUCAGCUCUACAAUCAUCAAACACCAUGCUGAGAGAGCUGGACCUGAGUAUCAAUGACCUGCAGGAUUCAGUGGUGAAGCUGCUCUGUGCUGGACUAAAUAGUCCAAACUGUCAACUCAACACACUGAGAUUAUCUGGCUGUAUGGUGUCAGAGGAAGGUUGUGCUGCUCUGGCAUCAGCUCUGAGUUCAAACCCUUCACACCUGAGAGAGCUGGACCUGAGCUACAAUCAUCCAGGAGAAUCAGGAAAGAAGCUGCUCUCUGAUACACUCAAACAUCUGGACAAACUCAAUGUGGAUCACGGAGGAGAGUUCAUGAUGACACCAGGACCACAAAAGUACGCCUGUGAUCUCACACUGGAUCCAAACACAGCAUACCCUGAACUCGUUCUGUCUGAGGAGAACAGGAAGGUGACGCGUGUGGAAGAGAAUCAGUCGUAUCCUGAUCAUCCAGAGAGAUUUGAUGAGUGGUCUCAGGUUCUGUGUGGAGAGACUCUGACUGGACGCUGUUACUGGGAGGCUGAAUGGAGUGGAGAUGAUGCUGAAAUAUCAGUGGCUUAUAAAGGAAUCAAGAGGAAAGGAGGAGGGAAUGACUGUGUGUUUGGACGUAAUGAGAAGUCCUGGAGUCUGUACUGCUCUGAUCACACAUUCAGUGUCCGUCACAAUAAUAAGGAAACUGUCGUAUCUGCUGAUUCAGACUCCUGUAAGAGAGCAGGAGUGUUUGUGGACGUGCCGGCCGGCACUCUGUCCUUCUACAGCGUCUCUGACACACACACACUCACACACUUACACACAUUCAACACCACAUUCACUGAUGAACCCCUCUGUGCUGGAUUUUGGGUUUAUGAUUAUAACUCUUCAGUGUCUCUGUGUGACAUUAAACAACACACACUGGCUGACACACACACACACACACACAGUAAAAAAAUUAAUUAUGCGUAAUUACACUAAUUAUGCGUGUAACACAGUUGAUCUUUGACUGUUAUUUCCAUUAAAGCUGAACGUUUGUCUCUC